Dioscorea cayenensis subsp. rotundata (Guinea yam) is the source of this 463-nucleotide messenger RNA. RefSeq lists its product as uncharacterized. Lineage: Eukaryota; Viridiplantae; Streptophyta; Magnoliopsida; Dioscoreales; Dioscoreaceae. Bases 59 to 343 code for a protein of 94 amino acids. The record is from RefSeq and is a predicted model, not a curated record. The transcript has a single exon.
CUCUAUCCCAUAUCCAUUCGAGCGCGACUGUGUUCAAAGCCCUAACUCCUCUUCGCCGAUGGGUUUGCUGUCAUGGCUGACGGGGAGAAAGGGGCCGGCUCCGGCGGUGAAGGGCGAGCCCCUGGGGAAGCUGGAGGCGAAGGAGGUAUUGGGGUUGAAUGGGGCGGUGGAGGUUCGGCGGCCGGCUGACGUGACGGUUUUUGAGUUUGGCUCCGCUGUGGCAUCCGGUGAUCGGGUCACGUUGGCGGGGUAUUGCCCCGUAUCUGAUGAGCUUGAGCCUUGCCGCUGGGAGAUACUUCCGGCAGCCGGUGCCGAUGCCCCUCAGUUCCGUAUCGUCUUUUGAUUAUCAGUAAUGGUUAUCGAUGUUUGUAGUUUUAUGAUGUUUUUAAUGCGAAAAAAAAAAUUGUUUCUUUGCAUGAAUUUUGAGUUUUUAUUUUUCAAGGAUGCGAACUUUUUCUUGUUU